Messenger RNA from Syzygium oleosum, 1194 nucleotides. RefSeq names its product jacalin-related lectin 3-like. The transcript is spliced from 4 exons. The record is from RefSeq and is a predicted model, not a curated record. Lineage: Eukaryota; Viridiplantae; Streptophyta; Magnoliopsida; Myrtales; Myrtaceae. Gene Ontology annotation, molecular function: carbohydrate binding. Bases 1 to 1194 code for a protein of 397 amino acids.
AUGGAUGGUUCUACUCGAUUAACUAGGCAUAAACCAAGACUUCAGGGACGUAUUUAUGAGGUUAGAUUGGAUUACCCAGAUGAGUUUAUAAUCUCAAUUUCAGGUUUCUUCACCGGUGGUAUCAACUCGCUCACAUUUCGAACCAAUAAAAGAAUAUGGGGACCGAUUGGUAGGGAGGAAGGGGAUUACUUCUCCUUACCAUCGGAAGCUGGCAAAGUUGUCGGCUUCUUCGGGAGGAGUGGUGAACAUCUUGAAGCAAUGGGAGCAUAUUUUGAAUCAGUCUCACUUCUCUACCCAAUUAAAUCAAUUGGGCCAUUCGGAGGUCUCGGUGGAUGUGAUUGGGACGAUGGGACAUUCAGUGGUGUGAGGGAAAUUGAGGUAAUUUAUGACUCUGUUAUCAAUGGCAUUAAGUUUGUGUACGACAAGAGUGGUGAACAAGUAUGCUCAGUUACGCACGGCUCCAAAGCCAAGGGCAACAGGGUUAUAUUGGAUUAUCCACGGGAGUACUUGACAUCGAUCUCUGGUUACAAGCGAGCGGAUGGUCACAAUAAUAAUGGUAUCAUUCAAUCGCUCACUUUUCACAGUAAUAGAGGAAUACACGGUCCCUUUGGCAAGGAGAAGGGGGAGUACUUUUGGAAUCCAUCGACUGGAAGCAAAAUCAUCGGCUUUUAUGGAAGAUGCAGCGAGACUCUCAAUUCCAUAGGAGUGUAUGCGGAGGCCAUACCGCACCUGUAUCCUUUCAAAACCAUUGGACCCUUUGGAGGCUCUGGUGGGACUCCAUGGGAUGAUGGAGUGCAUACUGAUGUGAGAGGAUUUCAGAUCAUUUAUUUCCAUAAAAUUUACGCCAUCGAGAUUGCAUACGAUGACAAUGGUUCCUUAGUUACACGCUCUCAACAUGGCGGAGAAAAGUACAGUUUUUUAAGCCGCAAGGUCAUGCUGGAUUAUCCCAAGGAACGUCUGGUUUCGAUAUCGGGUUACCAGAACGGAAAUGAAAACAGUCCUGACACUAUCAUCAGCAACCUGAAAAUACGUACCACGAAGACCACUUACGGGCCGUUCGGAUUGAGAUCAUGGUUAAAGGAUGAAAGGGAAUUUCAUAUCCCGUCGGCAUCAGGUGAUGGCAAGAUCGUUGGCUUCUUCGGAAGGGCGGGAUCACAUCUUAAUUCUAUUGGAGCGCGCUUGGAAGCAUAUUAG